AGUUUCGUCGAUACUUUGACCACGACGUACCGGUAAUGGAAGGAAAUGACUCCCUAGCUGCAGAUCUCAGCGGGACAGACCUGUCGAGCCUGUUUCCGUUAAUCGAUAGAGAGAACGUACACGGGCUCAACCUGGCAACACCAGAGCAAGCCAAAGCGAUUAUCAAGCCAUGGAGUGAGCGUGAGGAUACCACUGUAUAUGCAGAUUCGGGUGUAGACGACCAAAUGAUCAUACAUGUGCCCUUCGCACAGAACGUGCGCGUUAAGUCUAUUAUACUCAAAUUAGGCAGAGGUGAAACUACACCCCGCCACCUCAGGGUCUACGCGAAUUACCCCAAUAUCAUCGAUUUCAGCGACGCUGAAAGUACAAAACCACAUUUAAACAUUAGUCUCUUGGAGGGUGAAACGGCAGUGGUUGAAUAUCCCCUGAAAGUUGCAGCGUUUUCCAGCGUUCAUUCAUUAAGCUUGUACUUUCGUGAGUCGGUUGGAGGAGAGCUUUCUCGUGUUUACUACCUUGGAUUUAAAGGGGAUGUGCGGACUCUGCGGAAAGAGGGAACAAAUAAGUUACAGGUGGCUGCUGCGGAUGCGGCUGAUGCACCCCUUGUAGAUCGUCUUGCACAGAAGACAGGAGGGCAGCAGACUACUGCACGGUGAUGUACUUUGCCUGCCUUGUGCUUGUAUGAUAUACAUUUGAUGACUAACCGGAAGUUUUGGUCACCAGCCAACCGAAUCCCUGAACGCAUUCGGUGACGGCCGUUAGCCUCUGGGAAGUGUAGUCUUGCCGAAGUUGUCGUAUAUGCUAAGUGUGGAGGACACCAGGCUGUGACGAACAGCCUGUAUGACAAAUUAAGGCAAACUAUUUUCCUGAACUUGAAUUCACUUCAUCAUGUGUAGUGUGAUGCAUGUCAUAUCUCGUCAAACCUGUCAAGUGGCAGCGAGCCACAGACGAGAACAAGAUCUUUGCUGAUAUCAUACAGGCCAGCCGCAGGAUGAUGACAAUUGACAUCAUCAGUAAAUUCUAGACUGGCGACCAGCCCCUCUAUG
Molecule: messenger RNA, 1043 nt
Organism: Suillus discolor
Lineage: Eukaryota; Fungi; Basidiomycota; Agaricomycetes; Boletales; Suillaceae
Product: galactose-binding domain-like protein
Exons: 5
Coding region: 36-653 (205 amino acids)
Cellular component (GO): nucleus
Source: RefSeq, a predicted model, not a curated record